Molecule: messenger RNA, 2130 nt
Organism: Paramecium sonneborni
Lineage: Eukaryota; Ciliophora; Oligohymenophorea; Peniculida; Parameciidae
Source: the annotation of a GenBank genome assembly
AUGCAGACUAAAUCAAAUUUUAGAUGGAAAACCCCAUCUAGAUUAUAGAUCAAAACACCAACUUAAUAAUAAAUCGUUGCUUUAUCUUAAAUGAUGAUUAGAGCAGAGUCAACUAAAAGAAGGCCAGUUAAAGUGAAGCAUUUUGAAAAAGAAUAGAUAAUUAAUAAUGUUGAAUCAUAAUAGUAUUUACAUUCAAUUCCUAUAAUAUAAGAAAACUUAAAUAAAGAGUAUUUUAGAAUUAUUUUUUUAGAAUGUUAGUGUUAAAGAAUAAUUAAAUAACAUCAAUGAAAGGUCUUUAGGAAUACAAAAAUUUAAAUUAUAUUGAUUUAUCAGCAAACUAAAUAAAAGAAAUAACAGAGAUAAAUUAAUUAAAUAUUUAAGUUCUUAUGAUAUCUUACAAUAAAUUGAAAGAAGUUAAAAAUCUACCUCAAUGUUUAAAAAUUCUCGAUGCUAAGAUUAAUAUGAUAGAAAGAGUAGAUCUAUCUAAUCUGAAUAAUUUAAAAGUUCUUAAUUUAUAAAAGAAUAAUAUCUCUUCAAUAAAUUUAUAUGGGUUGUAUAAUUUAAAAAAGGUUUAUUUAGAUGAAAAUAAAGUAUGUAUUUGAUUGAUUUAGAUUACUUAUUUUACUGAAAUCCCUUACUUGGAGUAAUUAUAACUUUUAUCAUUACAAAAUAAUCAGAUAAUAAAAGCAUUUGAAUAAUCAUAAUUAGCUAAGAUCCCUAAAAUAAAAUAAAUUUAUGUUUAGGGUAAUCCAUUUUCAAGAUUUGUUUAAUAUGAAAACUAUUUAGAUUAUCUCUGUGAUUUAAAUGGAUAAAUAAAACCAAACAAACUAAGAUGUAAAUCUGUAGAAACUCAAAAAAGUUUAAAAUUAGAUACCUCCGAUGCUUUAAUUUCAAAAGAAUAAAAAUUAAACAUAAUUGAUUUUAAUGAAUAGACAACACCCUUUCUUUAAACUUCUCAAAAUAAAUAAGGAUAUACUUUUAAUUAAUAGCUAAUUCAAAAAAUAAUUAAAAAAAAUUCAGGAGAAUAUAGCAAUAAUUAUAGAGCAGAAAUAAGUUAAUAAGGAAAGAGAGAUAAAUAUAUUAAUUAAUUUUCUGUUAAGCAAGCAUAAAUAAAUUUUGUUCCUGAUUUUUCAUUUAUUAAGAAAAUCAACAAAAAGACAAAAUCAGAUCUAUUUACUUAAAAUGAAAUAGAAAAAAUUAAUUAAAUUAAAUAGUAAUUUAAUCACAAAGAAUCAAUUGAAAAAUGUGUAAGCAAGUAUUUUAUUCUUUCAAAAUGUUUAAUUGUCUAUGGGAAUCCUAAAAAUAUUGAUUAAAUUGAAGUGGAUAGUUUGAUUCUAAAAUAUUAUGAAUUGAAUAGUUUAGAGAAUUGUAAUCUCUUUACUUUUAAUAAAAUUACUAAAUUAACUUUAUAACAUAAUCGAAUCUGUCACCUACAUGAAAUUAAUCUUUUACAGAAUAUUUUUCAAAAGAUAGAAAUACUAUAAAUAGAAAAAAAUGAGAUAAAUACCUCGACAAUAUUGAAACCCUACAUAAAUUAUUUAUUUUCUCUUGAUGAGAGAGAUAAGCGAAAUUUUCAAAAAUUCUCUGAAAUAAGAUCAAACAUUUAAGAAAACAUAGAAAUUGAUGAAACGUUGUACCCAAAAAUAAAUAUAAAUUAGUUUGAUUAUUUCUUUAACUCAUAUAUUUUAUCAGUUAUUGAUUAAGUAAAUGCGUAAUGAUCAUAAAUUUAAAUUAUUAUUAUAUAUAAUAAUGGUAAAAUAUGAAUGUCCUAGAUGCAAGCAUAUAUAAAACUAUGAUGGUUAAUGUAGUAAUUGUUUAGCAUGGGAUGCAUAAAUGAAAUAAAUAGAAGAUCUAAAGAAAUUUAACAGAGAUCUUAAUGUAGCUUUCUAUGCUGAUGGUGGUUGCUGUGGUUGCACAGAAAAAAAAAGAAGAAACUUCUUUUAUAUAUUAGGAAUUUUAAUGUUGAUAAUUGGGUUAGUAUUUCUUAUAGGUCAAUUUGGAGAGAAUUCUACAGAGACAGCAAUGGGUCUAAUUGGUUUAGGAGUGAUUUGGUUAAUUGCAGGAUUCUGUUGUCCAAAUGGAUGUUCUGGUGAAUAUAAAAGAACAAAUUAAGGAUUGAUAGAAUGAAAA